Messenger RNA from Moneuplotes crassus, 1343 nucleotides. The record is from the annotation of a GenBank genome assembly. Lineage: Eukaryota; Ciliophora; Spirotrichea; Euplotida; Euplotidae.
UUUAUUUAAUAAAAAAUUGAACAUUAAAGAUGUACGCAGGCGAUGAUGUGUCAAGUGUGGUUGUGGAUGUAGGUACCCAUACUACCAGACUUGGAUAUGCAGGCGAGGACCAACCUCAGAGCAUUACCUCCUCACAGAUUGGUAUUAUAACAGAAGAAGGAGACAGAAGUGGUGAAAUUAUUACAGACGAGCCUAAAAUUGAUUAUGAAAGGAAGAAUUUUGAAGUCGAGCCUAUUGUUAAUACUGAUGGGUAUAUUACAGAUUUUGAUAAGUUCCAAGUUUAUUUAGAGAACAAGCUCAAGAAUAGCCUACAGCUUGAUCUUACAGAAGCACCACUUUUAUUUACCGAGCCAAAUAUGCAUAAUAAAGAUCAUAGAUUAAAGUUGACUGAGAUCUUGUUCGAAAAAUGCAAUGUUCCUUGCUUAUUCAUUUGUAAGAAUGCGGUACUCUCUUCCUUUGCUUGUGGUAAAUCAACAUGCUUGGUCCUAGAUUCUGGUCACAACUCUACAUAUGCAGCUCCUGUAUUUGAAGGAUACAUCCUGAAUGGGUCAACAUUGAAGUACAAAAUUGGAGGGAGUUAUGUGUCUAGCAAGCUUCAUGAGUAUCUCAAGAAUAAGGGAAUCUCUGUUAACCCUAGAUACUCAUUUACAAAGACAGUUGAUGGAGAAAACACUAAGAUUACUCCUAAAGACGUCACUGGAUUCACUGAUUCAUACAGAGACUAUCACAUCGAAAAGAUUAUUAGAUUCUUCAAAGAAGAAUGUUCCCUCGUCAGUGAUAUACCAAUUGCAGAGAAGAAACUGGAAAAUAUCAAGUCAUUUGAAUAUGAACUCCCAGACGGCAAAAAGUUUGAAAUUGGAGGAGAGCGCUGUCUCUACCCGGAGGUAUUCUUCUCAGGUGUUGAUGUAAUCAACCAAGAACUCCAGAAAACAGGAGGAGAUUUUCAAAUGGAUGAAGAUAAUAGCCAUCUAAAGGGAUUCAUAGGGGUCCAACAUGCUAUUACAGAAUCUAUCAACCAAGCAGAUUUAGAUAUCAGAAAGGAACUUUAUAGUAAUAUCCUUGCUACUGGAGGUAAUUGUAUGACUCAAGGAUUUUUAUCAAGACUACAGAAAGAACUUCUUGAGAUAGCUCCUCAGAAUUUAAGAGUUAAAGCUUCGUCUUCUCAUUCAGGAAGUGUAACAGAGUAUUGAGCCAGUUCAUUCACAGGAGGAUCCAUCCUAGGCUCCCUAGGCUCAUUCCAACAAAUGUGGUUCUCAAAGCAAGAGUAUGAAGAGAAUGGAGCAAUUAUGGUUGAGAGGAAAUGCCCUUAAAGCAAUUUGAUUUCAAUAAAUAUGAAUUAAUUU